Messenger RNA from Coffea eugenioides, 414 nucleotides. RefSeq names its product glutaredoxin-C1-like. The transcript has a single exon. Lineage: Eukaryota; Viridiplantae; Streptophyta; Magnoliopsida; Gentianales; Rubiaceae. The record is from RefSeq and is a predicted model, not a curated record. Bases 1 to 414 code for a protein of 137 amino acids.
AUGCAUUACCAGGAGGCGGCGGCCGAGUCAUGGGGCUACUAUGCAGCUGCCCCACCGGCGGCUGGGGUGAGGCACGGCAUCAGCAUGGGAGGAGCGGACCCGUUGGAGAGGGUGGUGAGGCUGGCAUCGGGGAGUGCGGUGGUGGUAUUCAGCAUGAGCACUUGCUGCAUGUGCCAUGCAGUCAAGAGGCUGUUUUGCGGGAUGGGAGUGAACCCGACUGUUUACGAGCUGGAUCAAGACCCCAGGGGCAAAGAAAUCGAGAGGGCUCUCAUCAGGCUCCUUGGGAACUCGCCGCCUGUUCCGGUGGUGUUCAUCGGAGGGAAGCUCGUGGGUGCCAUGGACAGGGUCAUGGCUUCCCAUAUCAACGGGACAUUGGUCCCCCUCCUCAAAGAAGCCGGAGCUCUUUGGCUUUAA